AUGGCUCUUUGGGAACAAGGUGGUGGGAACGGAUUUCAACAACGAAAAGCUGGAGGUGAAGGUGAUCCAAAUAACGGUCAACGCUCGGCAAUUAAAGGUGUAUUAACAUGUACGAUUAGAACGAUUCUCAAUGCAAAACAUUCCGAAGCUGAAAAUUGUUUUAUUUAUAAGUAUUUCAAAUUCAAUACAGUUAUGAUUAUGGGUUUAAUUCGAGAUGUGAAUCAUGAAGUCAAUGGAAGUUUAGCGAUGUAUAAUCUCGACGAUCAUUCUGGUGGUGUAAUUGAAAUCAAAUGGUGGCAUGAUGAUUCGGGUGAACCGUUGAAACCGUUGACAUACGUUAAAGUUGUUGGCCAAGUGAAAAUUUUUUCCGGUAGAGCACAUGUUGUCGCACAUCAUGUCAGUCGAUUACAAUCAUUAAAUGAAUUAGUGGCUCAUUCAAUUGAAUGUGUUCAUGCUAGUAUGGCUAUUCGAAAACAAGCAUCAACUAUCAAUGGAACGAACACAAAUCGUAAUGGUUUUACGCUGAUUCAAAAUGCUGUGAUUAAUUUUUUGAAAACUGCAACGACUUCCGAAGGUUUUAGUGUAACAGAAAUAAGUACACAACUGAAACAAUUUAACGAGAAUCAAACAAACAUAAAAAGAGGAAUGGAUCUCGAUCCAAUGAUAUCGAGUACACAAGAGGAUUUUUCGUAUUCGGACUACGAUGAUCGUCCGAUUCGACCAAUGAAUCAAGAAGCAUUGAAUGAGACUUUAGCACGGUUACCUAUUCUUAUCGAUGACGAUGAUUAUAACAAUCGAACCAAUGGAAGUUCAGAUUCUAACACCAGUAUCAAAACUCGAUUAACAAAUCGUCGUCAACCAAAUCUAGCCUAUUCAACAAGACGAAAAAAUCCUCCGACAGCAAUCUCCGGUGUGAAUACGAUGACUAAUAAUCAAUCGUUGUUACAUGUGAAUACAACAAUUGGAACACCGAAAAGUAAUAAACGAAAAUUAGGUGGUUGUACACCAGCAAUAACGCCAUCCGCAAAUAAAGUUAUCAAACAACUGGAUUGUCGAUUGGAAAUAAAUCAACUGAAAGAAGAAAAUAAAAUCUUAGAAGAGGCGAAAGCCAACUUACAACUGGAAUGUAUUUUACUAAAAAAUACACAUGAAACAGAAUUAGAAAAUGUCAAACAAGAACAUCAACAGGCAAUUGAGACACUUGUUCAAGAACAUAGAUUACAACGGGAACAGUUUGAUGCAACACUUGCGGAUAAAGAACAGUCGAUUAUAAAGAUUAAUCUUGAACUUGAUAAUCUUCGAAAUGAUCAUACUUUGUUGUUGUUGGAGAAAGAAACAUUAGAUCAAAUUGUAGCGGAGUAUCGAGUGUAUAAGGAGGAGAUGACGAAAAAAGUGAAUGACAAUGAACUGAUGAUUCAGAAUCUUCGAGAAGAAGUGGAGAAAUUGAUGAAGAUUCAAGAACAACAGAAACAACAGAAACAAUCAACAACGAAGUCUUCAGCAGGAAAUGGUCGUGCGUUACUAAAAGGAACCUCCACAGAUCGGCCGAGGACAACUGGUAGUACUGUUCCAAAUAACACAAAAACUGAACCAGUUCGAUCCAAAGCCAAUACGAAAGGUCCAACUACGCGCGGAACAAAAAAGGAUGAGUUGAUCACAACGCCAUCAUUGAUAUCAAAUAACACAAAUUUGAAUAAAUCAAACUCGUCAUCUUGUUCAUCAGCCUCAAUAAUAAAACCACAGUUAACAAAAACGAAAAUUAAACCAAAUAUAACUGUCGAUGAUAAGAAGAAAUCAGUUCCUUCAAUGGUAUCUUUUGAUAAACGUAUAAGUCUUAUAUCGACACGUACCAGAUCAAAAAAUGUUCCUUCGAAAUCUUAA
This is a messenger RNA of Adineta ricciae, 1881 nucleotides long. The record is from the annotation of a GenBank genome assembly. Lineage: Eukaryota; Metazoa; Rotifera; Eurotatoria; Adinetida; Adinetidae.